GGGGGCCAUGCAUCCUUCUCUCUUUUUAAACGUAAACGCCUAUAAAAAGAAGUAGGCCUGUCUGUCUGUGUAAAGAAAGAUCUCAUCUCAUCAAAGGAAGCGAAAAAGAAAAGUUUUAGUAGAGAGAGCAGCCUUUUUCCUUUCUCCCUUUUGUCCUUAAGCAAAGAAUCCAAGGGAAGUUUCUUACAAAGUCUUCCAUUUCAGCAAAAUCUUUUAAGUAUAAAUUAACUCAUAAUUAUCCCACUUUAAUUUCUUUCCUUAGAAAAGGUUCAAAGUCUCUGGUUUUCACUUUCUUCCUCUAAAUUAAAGCUGUGUUUCUUAGAUAUUUAAUUUGCAUAAAGAAAAAUGGGUUUAGGAGGAACUUUGGAGUAUAUUUCUGAUAUCAUGAGCAGUGAUAAGCCCAGAAAGAAGAAGAAGCAGUUUAAUACAGUGGAGCUCAAAGUCAGAAUGGAUUGUGAUGGCUGUGAACUUAAAGUCAAGAAAGCUCUUUCUUCCUUGAGUGGAGUGAAGUCUGUGGAGAUAAACAGGAAACAACAGAAGGUGACAGUAACAGGAUAUGUGGAAGCAAACAAGGUGUUAAAGAAGGCAAAGUCAACAGGGAAGAAAGCAGAGAUAUGGCCUUAUGUCCCUUACAAUUUGGUGUCUCAGCCCUAUGCUGCAGCAGCUUAUGACAAGAAAGCACCACCUGGUUAUGUCAGAAGACUUGAUCACAACAACUCAACUACUGCAACAGUUGCAAGAUAUGACGACCCUGCCUAUAUCAACAUGUUUAGUGAUGACAACCCUAAUGCCUGCUCCAUCAUGUAAUAAUUAAUUCCAAACAAGUUUAAGACAGCUAUAUCAUGGGAGUAAUAUUCAAAAAGUUUAGAGCACUGCAAGUUUGUUUGCAGGGUUUUGGGAUUGGGUCCAAAGGUUAAUUACUGUAAUUGUAAGUUUUGCAUGGGUGUUAAUGAGCCGGGUAUCUAUCAUAAAUAAUUUUCUACCUCCGCAAGAUUGGGGUAAGGUUUCCGUUGUUGUUGCAUGGGUGUUAAUGAGUAGGUGUUGGGUUUUUGGUAAAGUCUGGAGUACUGAAAAAGCAGUCAAGAAAAUAAUUAGGAAUUUAGAAUGAGGGCGGUUGUAAUAAACCUACUACUUGUAGUAAUAGAAGAAUACUACAUUGUCAUUUUGAA
This is a messenger RNA of Nicotiana attenuata, 1169 nucleotides long. RefSeq names its product heavy metal-associated isoprenylated plant protein 23. The record is from RefSeq and is a predicted model, not a curated record. Gene Ontology annotation, molecular function: metal ion binding. The coding region runs from base 346 to 807 and encodes 153 amino acids. NCBI's taxonomy places the organism in Eukaryota, Viridiplantae, Streptophyta, Magnoliopsida, Solanales, Solanaceae. The transcript is spliced from 2 exons.